Molecule: messenger RNA, 8473 nt
Organism: Amphiprion ocellaris (clown anemonefish)
Lineage: Eukaryota; Metazoa; Chordata; Actinopteri; Pomacentridae
Product: UPF0606 protein KIAA1549
Exons: 22
Coding region: 356-5623 (1755 amino acids)
Source: RefSeq, a predicted model, not a curated record
UACCCAGAGUGUCAGAUGAAACCCAGCUACCAGCUCGUCCACAGUGCAUUUACACUGAAAUUACCCCAGAAGCAAGCAGGUGGUUAUCUGAAGGUUCAUGACAAAGCUUCGGACAACAUUUUUAUCCGUCCGGGGAUAUUUUCUCGUAACGCUUUCAGGGGAAUUGAUAGAGUUGGAGCUACCGUUUUUUGGCCGUUCUUCACCGCAAGGACAUGUUAUGGAAGGAGGGGCCUUAAAGUGAAGAAGACCAACCCAAGCAGCCCAAAAAUAACCCCCCAAAACUUCGGUUAUCUCUUCGGAAUGAGUCUUCUCUUCUUAACCGGAUGAAAUGCCUUGACCCUACCCCCACCACGCCAUGGCAGGUUUAGUCUCCACUGUGGGUUUGAUGGUGAUGCUCGAGGCUCUUAUGCACACCCAUGGCCGGUGUGCAGCGUUUCUGGGGAUCACGGUGUUGGUAACAGUGAUCGCAGCUGACUCACCUGUUGCAGAUGAGUCUUCGCUGAACUCCACACACCACCCCAUGGGACGUCUGGGAGAUAUUCCAGAUCCCCUGGGGUCAUCACCAUCAGCCUUACCAGACUCAUAUUACACUGCCUUUGAGAGCCCAGACUCACCUGGUGCCCUGCCAUCAGUUCCUCAACCAGUCCAUGAAGCCAGGACUGCUGAGGCAAUUGCUUAUGAAAACUCCAAAUCCAACACACCAAGGGAUGCCCUCACAGAAGAGCCACAUACUCUGACAACUCCACCAUUAAACCCCUUUGAGCCUCUACUUGGUUCUGGUCCACAACUUGAGGCACCAGCAAAACUGUCUGCAGACUGGAAAAUGAGUAGUACAAAUUCAGAUCACAAGUUGUCUUCUCUCUCCCCAACUCCUACAACAUCCCAGCCACAGCUCCAGUCAAAUACAUCCACAACAUCGCUAAGCCCCUCUGCUUUUACGGGAUCAAAACCUCAACUAAGUCUUAACUCUGAGCAGGAAGCAACUUUUAGCAAGCAACAGGGUGGUGCAUCAGAGCAAACACUUGCAAUCAUGACCUCAAAACCUGGUCAGCCUUCUCUUGAGCCUCCUAAUCUGACUUUUGCUGAAUCUUUACCAGAUGAAUUUUAUAGUAAAAUAGUGGAUGAAAACCAGCUGAGCCCCAGCAGUGCCCACUUGGAGGAGAGCAAACGGCCACAUUUCAUCAACAUGCUACCCAACCAAGAUGAAAUUCUGUCUCCUGGCUACAAUGUGCCUUUCAUCGCCGCCCACCCUUCAUCACCUUCUUCUGAGCCCACUGAGGUUUCUCCGGAGGACUUCUACCCCACCAACACCAUGGAAUUGGACUGGGGGUCUGGGGACUACUUGGAGACCAUGUCCUUCUUUGAUACAGAUAGAGACGACUACUCUCUGGUCACCAAGGUGCCCUCUGACUCGUAUGAUAUGGAGGACUAUACAGAGACCUAUGACACAUCCUUCCCGUCCAGGGUGGGCAUAUCCCCCUCAUCCUUGCACCCUCUUCAUGUCUCACCUUCCCCCAGCCUCGUAACAGCAUACAGCACCAUCAGGCCACUGAAAUCCAUUUAUCCUUCCUCAUUUUCCACUACAGUUCAGUUUACAGUGGAACCCACUCCCACAGCUGACAGUGACAUACCCGACUUAUCAGACAUAGACUGGCCAGAUACUUUCACAAUCCAGCCAACAGAUGUCCUCUUACCUGACAUGAACAGUUUGGAAUACUAUACCACUCAGCUGACCAAGGAGAACAACGGUUCAGAAGCUGGAGCUGAACACAGAGGGAAUGUAACUGUGGUGUCCAUCAGUUCCACAGACAUCACACCCACCAGUGGCUUCAACAAUAGUACCAAACUGACUGAGGUUGAGUCCUCCAGUGAUCUGUCCGGCUUUGAGCCUCACGAUGAAUCAACCACAUUAGUACCUACGGAGGAGAGUCCUGUUUUGGUCAAUGCCUCUGAGCCUUUUCUCGAUCCUUCAAUAGUCCCAAACCACUACCUUGAUCCCUCCUCUACCAUGUGGGGUAGUCAGGUGUCAACCACAAACUGGUCUCCACAUUCACUCACUGUUAGCCUGGACAGAACUGCAGUAACAGAAGCUGUGCAACCCACACCUUUGCUGCCAGAUGAUUUAAUAUCUCCAUCCUCUCUGACGGAUGUCCAUUGGUUUGUUACAGAGUCUUUCGCAACUGUAGCCUUCUCACCUGCUCCCACUGAACCUGCUGUCAAUGACACAGAAUUAACCCCCCAGGACUCUACUUAUACAACUGAACAAACUUUAGUUUCCACUGAAUCCACAUCUCCUAGCGUCACUCUGCCCCCCCUAGUUGUCUCGGGUAAUCAGGGGGUGACCGAAGAUGGAGUUGACAUCCCUGCCACAGUGACCUUGAUCCCAGCUAGCAGUGAAGUUAAUACAGACUCUGCUGCACCCAAAAGUACAACUGCCACAAAUACUCCUCAUCAAGCUACAACUAGAUUUACUGCCACCACUAAAGCCUCAACUAGUGUCAAUGUCAUCCCCACCACUGGUGGUAAGACCGCAGCUACAACAUCAAGACAAUACCUCUGUGACCUUGACAGGCCAGCUUAUUUAAUAAAAAUAGGUUUUCCUUCUGGAGCAACUGUUGGAUAUGCCAAAUCCCAAGUCAGAGACAUACUGAAAGGGGAAUUCAACAAAUCAGUGGAGCUACAGGUUGUGGACCCCCCACCAAAAUUCGUGUUUCGCAUCGUGUCUGGUCCCGUUGUGUACACAGCCAUAUCUGUCAUCAAUGCUCUGCGAAGGUCUGGCCGCCGCUUCCUGUCUGUGUCUCCCAACUGGAUGACCCCAGACAGUAAAUAUCAAGUCCACUCAGUGCUGCAGUUUGUUCCCGUUCGCAUAGAUGUCCGGUUCUGCAACUUCAGUGAGAGCAUUGAGAAAGGCUUGACCAUGGCCUUUGCAGAAGUACGCCGGCGCUCAAAGGAGUCCACCAACUUCACAGUUCAUAUUGUAAACAUCACCAUGGCUCCACCUAAAUAUGAGGAUCAGCGACUUGUGAGACAGCCGGUGGACAUCACCUUCACUGUUCGUGGUUCACGGGGUUAUCUGAUGGGAUCAGAGGUCAGCAACGCUCUGAUGAAGCUUACAGUGGUGGAAUUCAGUUUUUACAUGGGCUUUCCGGUACUACAGAUAGCUGAACCUUUUCAUUAUCCAGAGUUGAACACCAGCCAGGUGCUUCGCUCUUCCUGGGUUAGAACAGUGCUCCUGGGUGUGCUGGACCAGAAAGCGAGUGAGAGGACCUUUCAAGCUACCAUGGAGCGCCGAGUGGCCAUGUUACUCGGGGAGGCAAUGGGAUUAGGCAGACGGGUUAAAAGAGCCACCACCACUGGCAACAGCAGUGUUCAGAUUGUAAGUGCAAGCCGGCUGGCGGGUGCAGACCACCCCUUAGAAAUAGUGUAUUUUGUGGAGGGUCCCAGUGGUCAGAGGAUGCCUGCUGUCGAAACCGCUAACCUGCUGAACAACCUGGAUGUUCAAAGGGCCGCCAUUGUCUUGGGAUAUCGUGUACAGGGCAUUUUGGCACAGCCUGUAGAAAAGGUGGCGUCCUCACCGUCUGACACCGAGAACAACAACAUGUGGGUCGUCAUCGGGGUGGUGAUUCCUCUCCUCGUGGUCAUCAUCAUCAUUUCCAUCCUCUACUGGAAACUGUGUCGGACAGACAAGCUGGAGUUCCAGCCAGAUGCCAUGACCUCCAUUCAGCAGAGGCAGAAGCUGCAGGCUCCCAGUGUGAAAGGCUUCGACUUUGCCAAGCUGCACCUUGGCCAGCAGAGUAAAGAUGAUGUCAUGGUGAUCCAGGAGUCUGUCCCGCCUGGUCCUGGUCCCGGGCCCCUCCCUGUGUCCAUUAAAGAUGGCCUCAGUCCAUCUGAGAAUGGGGAGAUCCCCACGCCCAUUUCCAAAGCCUCCCUCUCCUCCACCAAGGCGUCCCGCACCAGUCGAAGGCGAGAGAGGGUCUCCCCGUCAGACGGCGACUCGGUGGUAAGUGACCAUUCCAGUGAGCGCGAAUCGACCGAGGAGAACCUGAGAGCCCACGCCACGCCCAGCGACAGCAAACACACCCGGAAGGUCCCCAUCAAUGUUUUAAAUGGCAAGAAUAGAAUUGGUCCUCCCCCUAUGAACGGUACAAGCGAGCAGCUGUCCUCAGCCUCCAUCUUUGAACAUGUCGAUCGGAUGUCUCGGGCCACAGACGCGAGCAGGAGACUCCCUAAUAAAGUCCAGCUCAUCGCCAUGCAGCCCAUGCCGGUCCCACCACUGCACAGUCCACCCAUCAACGGCAAACUGUCCGACACAAACCAGAUCAACAAAGAGAUUCAGGUAGCAUUGAGGCACAAGUCAGAGAUUGAACACCACAGAAACAAGAUUCGUCUGCGUGCCAAGAGGAAAGGCCACUAUGAUUUCCCUGCCAUGGAUGAUAUGAUCGGCGGCCUCGGAGAUGCAAAGGACCAAGAUCGCAUUUAUCAGAAAGCACAGACACAAAUCGAUAAGAUCCUGGACCCAGAUGCUCAGAUGCCGUCCAUCUUCAUGGAACCCAAGAAAAGUGCUCGAGGGAGGCGUUCUCCUAAACAGAGGAUGAAGGAGCAGCUGAAUGGAGGCAUGAUGGAAGCAGACAAAGAUCACCUCAUCACUGAUGACACUGACGGCGUUUACAGAAAGUGCCCCGGGGUCAACAAUAUUGCCUACGUGUCGGACCCUGACCAAGGCCCAGGAUCCCCUCACAGGAGCCCCUCCCCCACAGAUGACGUCUUCCUCACCCACGCUUCCUCACCUCCAGGCCAUGCCCCUCCCCCGCCCCCCUACAUGCCACCACAGCCCUCCAUUGAGGAGGCGCGGCAGCAAAUGCACUCCCUGCUGGACGACGCCUUUGCCCUCGUUUCGCCCACCUCUCAGGGCAGCACAGCAGGGAUCACCCUCCCCGGGGCCAACAGCAACCCCCCUGUCUCUAGCCCUCCAGGCCGAGGCUCCAGACCUUGGGGACCUUCUUACCAAGCUCUCGGCCCGACUCCUAGAUUCACUGAGCUGGGAAUGUCCUCUCCUGCAGUCCAAGGUCUGACACCAAGGCAGGGCCUUGGCUCGAGCUACCUGCCACCAGGAGAAACAGCGGGGCACGGUGAGCAGCUCCAAGCAGACAGCCUGUACUCCAGCAGGGGCCUCUACACCGAUGAGCUGCCCUCAUCAGCCAGGCCUCGUCCAGUAGGGGGAACUACAGGCGCCCAGCUCCAUCAUCUGACACAGGUGGGCCUGUCCAGCCGGAUGAAUGGUUACCCAGCAGGGGUCAGGGCUGCUCCAGGACAGAAUGGAGGCGUCGGCUGGAACCACUACCAUGAUGACAAUUUCUCCAGAGUAGAAACUGAAAAAGAUGCAUUCCUGGAAUGUCCUGAACACUCGUCCUCCUCUAUCUUCCAGAUGCACAGGAGUGGUCUGAGGGAGCCUACGGCACCCCCUGCCCACCUCGACACCCCAGGAGUGGGCUACAUGACAGCCCCACCGCCCCUCGAUACAUCUCCUCCCACACACUCCUCUGCCUCCCUGAUCAAGGCCAUCAGGGAGGAGCUGUUGCGUCUCUCUCAGAAACAGGCGGCGGUGCCCAGCUACCACAGCUGAAGCCCUGCUCCCAGCCUCCAGCUCUUACCAGUCAUGUCACUGACCUCGCCUGCCUGCUUCGCCUAAUCUGACAAUGCUUCCCAUGGAAGUCCCUGAGGCUGUACAGCAGAGAGAUCGUCCUGCUCAACUGAAGGUGAAGAGGCGGCUCGAGAUUUGUAACUGAAGAAGCUGCUUUUGUGAAAAGAAAUGAGUAACGGGAUGGUUGAUAGAGACUCAGAUCAGAGACUGUUAGGAACAUGAACAGUGUUUGCCGGACCAGAGAUGAGAGGAAACGGACCUACAGUACGGGGACUCGUCGUGCCUGUGUUUCUUUCCUGCACUUCAUUGUGGAUCAGGAAGGAUAAUAUCAAGUUCUGGCAACUGCAGAUCCACAUGUUGGACUUAUUUGAGAUUUUGCUGCAUUUCUUCAGACUCAGUAUUCUAUGUCAUGGUUUCAUUCUUACAUCGCCUUCACAAUCAGAAAGUUUUAACUAAUGUCUUUGUUACGUUACUUAGGCUACCGUAGAUUUAUUUCCUUCUUUCAACGCAGUUCCUUACCUUUCCACCAUCAGGUGCUACUCCCUAUUUUCUGCCACGAUGAGCCAUGCUAUGCCUUGACACUGUGACGUAGUUCACCUGACCACAUCUACUGUUGCCUACAGUGAGGUCAUAGUUCAGACAGCGGGCACAUAGGGGCAUCCAUACACAGUAACAACACUCAAUACUACCUAUUCUUUCUUUACUUAGCGCAGUAGAACCGUGUUAGUCUGAGUUGAUCUAUUCGGACCUCUUGACUUACAGUGUGUACUUGUUUUUCCAUGUUAAAGUCCUGUUUUAUACAUUAUUUUUAAUAAUGUUUUUGAUUAAUGUAACUGACAGCUAGACAAGAAGAAAAAUGGCCUUGAACCACAGAUCACACAUCAUUUCAGAGGCAGGUAUGUGUUGCAAAUAAUAAAUGACAGUAUGUACUUGACAGUUCUGGACUUUUAUUACUGUAUGUAUUCAGUAUUUGGUUGUUAUUUGAUGCACUGUAUGCAGACUACUUGGUACAGCUCAGGUCUUUCAAGAAAGAGAUUUCUUGCAGAUGAAUCGGUUAAAAGAUGCUCUUAAAGGUCAACGUGGAAGAACUGUAAAUUAGAGAAAGUCACAGACACCAGUAUUCUGUUUGAACAAAUUUGUCUAUUGACUAUAUACUGGACCAUCUUCUCUGUUUCAUGCAGUAUUUAAAGUUUGUUUUGCAUUUUUGUUAGCACAGGAAGGAGAGAAAAAAGUGUACUGUAUUUCUCUAUGGUUUACAUCAACCAGUCAUUUUUAAAAUGCUUUGAAUUAACUUUGCCUCGUGUAAUUAUGUUCACCUAAAUGUCUCUUAGUGGUUGUACUGGUUGAAACAUCAUUCUAGGUUACCUUUGUGGGUUUUUUGUAGACAUGACAAUCCCCUGACAUGUUGUGAUGUUUUGGGGCCUGAAGUGAUAAUUUAUUUAAGCGAAAUAAAAGAGAAAAUUAUGGAUUUUUAAAGCAGGGCUUGAAAAUAUGUCUUUGGAGUGUGUGCCAGUAUUAUAAAUGUCCCCCAGCAUAAGCCUUGACUUUUGGCAGUGAUUUGACGUCUCAUAUCUUUGUGAUUGUGCCUUUUGGACUCACCUGAGCCAAUUAACCCUCGUGUUGUCCUGCACGUCAAAUUGACCCGUUUUAAAGAUUGAAAAUGUGGGGGAAAAAAUAUUUUCAGUGAAAUUUCUGAUGUUCACAUUUUCAACAUUUUUUGGGGAAUCAUUGAACAUUUUUUGGUAGAAAAAAAAGUUUAAAAUGUUAAGAACAUUCACACAAAAAAUUACCAAAAUCCAGUGAAUUUUGCUGGAUUUUGGUUGAUUUUUUUAGUGAAUGUUCUAAAAGAAAAUAUUAAAAGUUUUACUGAUAUAUAUGUAAUCACUUUAGGUAUCUCUAGGAUUUUUUUUGGAAGAUUUUUAUGAAUUUUUUGAAAAUAUUUACAAGAAAUUUUUUUUGGAGGAUUUUUUAAAAUAAAACUUUUAAGGGAAAUUUUUAAGAAAUUAUUGGAUUUUUUUUUUCCUGAAGGUUUUGCAAAUUUUCAGAAAUUUAGGGAAUUUUUUCACAGAAUUUUUGGAUUUUUUUCAGAAAAGGAAACAAUAUUUUUUGGUGCCCGUAAAUGAGGACAACAGGAGGGUUAAGCACCACAGCAGACUGACAUUCUCUGUCAGUGCUGCAAUACUGUCAGUUAUUAGUCCUAAAUUAUAGCAAAGGUGCUUAAAGAGUGGGGGCCAAUCAUCCGCUCUUUUAUUAUAAACAAUUCUGUAACCUUUGAGAAGAUCAGCAGCAAAGUUUUCUAGGUUCAUCUAUUGCUCAUGCUCCACUGUCCACCAAGUUUCAAGAAGUCUACCCUGGUAGUUUUUGUGUACUCCUGCUUACAGACAAACCAACAAACCAAGAGAACGUUAACAUUCCAUUAUGGAUGUGGGAUACUUUGGAAAAUGAAUUGUAAAUGAAUGAAUGAAACAUCCAGGUCAUGGUGACAUAGUAGUUUCUGGUUGUCCAUUGCACCUCUUUGUUCAUGUUUUGUGUUACCAAUCUCACACUGUAUGCCUCCAUCUGCUGGCUCUGUACUGUAACUACAUCUCAUUGUGUUCAUCCUUAGUUGCUUUUUGUUGUAUUUUUUUGUUGUUGUUUCUUUUUAAAUCUUUUUCUACAUGUUAUGCUUUGUAAAAAAAAAAAAGAAAGAAAGAAAGAAAGAAAGAAAAAAGAUCUGUUGGCUGGCCCAACUCUGAUUCUCGUUGCAUGUUUAAUUGUUGUAUUUCUUUGUUGUUGUUUUUUGCGCAUGCUGUUUCAAAAGUUGUUGAAAUACAAAAAGAAAUUCUCACCCGA